AUGGCAGGCAAAUGGUUAGCACUUUUAUUUCUCUUCACAGUGCUCCAUCCUAUUCCAACUGCAACUGCAUUUGGAGACUAUAAUAUCUCUGAAUCUAUGGUACAGACCAUCUCUAUUGAUAUUGGAUCUUUUAUUCCCAAAACUUACGGACGUGCAGGCCGGGACGAGCGAGACAAGCUUUUGGCAUUCAUGGGCUCUGGCCUGUUAAUUCGAGGGGAACGCCAGUUGUUUCAUGCAGACCCUGCCGAUCCUUUAAUUCCAGAGAGAUAUUACGACUUUUGGAAAUUGGAGUGGGAGAAGCAUGGGUGUUGCUUUGAUGAUAAUGGCUAUCCUGAGACAGCGCUGGCUAAUUACUUUCAGGCAGCCGUUUCCCGGGCACAAAGUUACAAUAUCUGGGCGUAUCUAACUAGCGCAGGUAUAACAGUAGAUGAAGAGUACGAUGUAAGCCGCAUUACCAACGCAAUUCAAACAGGUUUAGGAGUUCAGACGAAUGUUGUUCAAAUCCAGUGCGCCAGGCGCAGAAACAAAUUGGUGGUCACUCAGAUCUUCUUGUGUGUCAAUAAGAGAGCCACGGCUCUAAGAGCAUGCCCAACAGGAAGGCAAAUGUGCUCGGGAAGGCCUAUGUUCCCUUCAAGUGAGUCACAGUUCUAG
This is a messenger RNA of Dovyalis caffra, 651 nucleotides long. The record is from the annotation of a GenBank genome assembly. Lineage: Eukaryota; Viridiplantae; Streptophyta; Magnoliopsida; Malpighiales; Salicaceae.